Pongo pygmaeus (Bornean orangutan) is the source of this 6238-nucleotide messenger RNA. Its product is annotated as KIAA1614 ortholog. NCBI's taxonomy places the organism in Eukaryota, Metazoa, Chordata, Mammalia, Primates, Hominidae. Bases 336 to 4469 code for a protein of 1377 amino acids. Gene Ontology annotation, cellular component: nucleus; apical plasma membrane; cell cortex. Gene Ontology annotation, biological process: establishment or maintenance of cell polarity; regulation of cellular localization; centrosome cycle. The transcript is spliced from 8 exons. Gene Ontology annotation, molecular function: protein binding. The record is from RefSeq and is a predicted model, not a curated record.
UUUAUUGCUUCCCCUCUUUGUGAAAAAAUAGGCUUGGAAAUAGGUGAGGCUCGGUCACCCCCUCUGGGUGGAAGGAGAAAGCAAGUUCCGUCGUCGGUUUGGGCCGCGGCUGCAGGGAAUGCCCCUGGCUGCGACCCCUGCCCCGCUCUGGGGAAAGUGAUCUGCUCGAGAGUCCCCAGGACCCUGAGAACCGGUCCCCACCCAAGGCGGCGGCGGGCAAUUCCGGCACCGGGGCAGACGGGAUGCGCGGACCGCGUUCCCUCCGGCUUUCCCUCACGCCUCUGGAGAGCGGGAACCAACGACCUUGACCUCGGAGGAAACGGCUCUACGGAGCGAUGGACGGCCCCACAGAGAGGGCGGCCGGCUCCUCCGGAAAACUUGUCCACACAAAAGGCAUUCCUCAGCUUCCACCCCGAAAGGCGAGCCCUGGGUGUAGGAUUACCAGCGGCGCGCGGAGCCCGGCGAGAACGUGGUGCGCCCCCAGCUCCUGCCCGCGCUCCCCGGCCUCCGUGCGCCCCGCGCGCCUCCGCUCUCGCGCCCGCUUUCCCGCGGGGAAGGGGCCACCGCCCUGCGAGGCUGGCGGCCGCCCCGUCGUCCCCAAGCUCGGGGCCGCCCUGGACUUCCAUCCCGCGCCUCUGACGGCCGGGAGCACUCGCUCCCUGGGCCGCGGCUCAGGAGAGGCGGCCCCGCGGGGCUCCGGGCGGGGUGGGAGGCCGAGGCCCGGCUCCUCCAGCCCCUCCCGCGGCCCCACCUCUCCGCGCUCGGCUCCCUCUGCCCCGCGCGGGCCAGGAAGGCGCGGGCUUGGCCGCUCUUCCCCUCCACGGCAAAGCCGUGAACGGACAGCUGAUGCCACUUCCUUCCCUGCCAGCGCCCUCCCUGCCCGACCCCGCUUCCCGUCCUCUCUCCAGGAGGGAGUGCGGCCCGUGGGGCGUUGCGCCGGCCGGACCCACCCGGGGCCCGGGGGCUGCCCGCAGAGCCGGGAGCUGGCCCGGCCUCGGCGCCGUCCCGGACCCCCGGUCGGCCGCGCCCCGAGGGGCGAGGCCUGCGGGCCGCACUCCCUCCGGCCCCGGAUUCGGGGCUGGAAGUCCCUCCCCGAACCCAGCAGCGGGCCUGGGAGGGAGAAGGGGCUGGAGAGGGCCUGGCCUCUCCGAGGGAUGGAGGGGACAGAGGCGGCGGCGGCCAAACCCGCGGGCGGCAGCCCCCAAGGGCCCAAGACAGGGAGUGGAACAGCCAGCCCCAUGGAGGGGACCUCAGCUGUGGAGUGGAGUGGUCCCGAGCCACAGCUGGAUAAUGGACACCCCCCAAGACCCUGGCCUUGCCCUCAGGAAAACAGAACAUCCAGCCCGAUGGCCCCCCAGCCUCCCAGGGUAUGGGGGGUACGGCUCCAAGGCCCCUCUGUGCUGGAAUCCAAGGUGAGGGCUUUGAAGGAGAAGAUGACAGUGGCCAAACAGGGAGUGAGUCCCUGCCCUGCUUCCCACGAGUGGUCAUCCCCCAAGAAACCCCAAUGCAGACGAGGCAAGGCAGGGGGAGCCGGGACUCCAUCAGAGGAGUCUUUCCUGCCAGGUGCUGUGGUGGCUCCUCAUACCCAAAACCUGCCUGAUGCGCAGCUGGACGGCAGCAUCAAUGAGGAGGAACCCACCAGGGACGGGGGCCCCAGGCUUCCCGGGCCGCCUGCCCCUGGACGUGAGUACUGCAACAGGGGGAGCCCGUGGCCUCCAGAAGCCGAAUGGACACUUCCUGACCAUGAGAGAGGUCCGCUGCUGGGGCCCAGCUCUUUGCAACAGAGCCCCAUCCAUGGAGUUACUCCCGGACGGCCUGGGGGUCCUGGUCAUUGUAACAAAAUCAUCCACAUUCCCAGCCCAAGGACAGGAAGGUCCUACCCUUUUCCAGAUGGCGUGGUCACAGAGGCAGAUCUGGAUAGCACAUCCCUGACCUCCGAGGAGGACUUUGUCCCCAGGACAGCCCUGCUGGGUGAGCGCUGGAGAGCUGGAGACCUGGAGGCUCUGGGCGCUGGGAGCAGUGUCUUGUCCCUGUCUGAUCGGGUGGAGAGAAACCGCCUGUUGCUGCAGGAGAUGCUCAACGUUUCUGGGCAGAGCCCCCGCAAGGUGGGAACCCCCACCUGGACUCCAUCCUGGGACACAGCUGGACCAGAGCGACCAGUGGGGGAUGUGGACUGGGCCUUGCAGGACUCCGGCCAGAACAGGACCGUUGGUCCCAAGCCGGAGCCUGUGCUGAGCCCCAGGCAUGAGGAAGCCACGCAUCUGCUGCAGCGUGCCCGCAUGAAGGCCAGGACCCGGCCCCUCCGUGCCAGCCAUGACAUCGUGCCCACCAUUACCCAGGGCAGCCGAGAUGGCCACAGAAUCCCAGCCCGGGACCCCAGGACGACCCUUGCCUGCAGAGACAGCCUCCAGAACGGGCACACGAGCGAUUCCUCCAGCGGAGAGUCCAGCGGCGGGCAGAGGCCGAGGCGGGGCCCCUCUCCAUCGCACGUGCGCUUUGAGGAUGAGUCCGCCCGCGAAGCCGAGUUCCGUCACCUGGAGCGGCUGCAGCAGCGCCAGCGCCAGGUGCUGAGCACCGUGCUGCAGGCCGCGGACCAGGGCCCCCUGCGCUCCAAGCCCGACCUCGCCGACUACAUCAACGGGGCCCCCCGGCUCCGGGACUCGGGGCAGGGGACAUUCCACCGGCUUGUGGGCAGCCUGGACCGCAGGGGACACCCGGCGCCGCCGGCACCGGGCAGCGAGAGGAGGUGCCAGGCCUGCGGCAGCUGCAUCGACGACCCGCGCCCCGCCCAGGGGAAGGCGCCCCCCGACCCCAGGACCCUCCAGGAGCUCCAGGCUGCCUGUGGGAUGGAGAGGGUGCUGGGUGGCCUGAGCUCCCCACUCCCGCUCCUUCCUGCAGAGCCCCGGCUCCACAUGGAAUGGAUCCGGGAAACACACAUCGGAGACACCGUGUGCCCUGCGGAGGUGGACUCUGCCCUGGACAGCACAGACAACUCUGACAGCUGCAGGACCGACAGUGAGGAGGCGGGGACCUCUCAAGCUGGCUGGGCGUGUGGGCGGACCCAAGGCAGCAGCCCGCGACUGCGACUGCGGGGCUCCAGGCCUCGAGGCCACAUGUGGUCCAAGAAGGCUGAGGCGGAGCUCCCUUGGGGCCUUCAGGCCCAGCAACACCUGCCUAGGGCUGAUGAUGUAGAGGUGGAAAAUGAGGUGAAGGAGGGCAGAGGACACACGCCUGGAGGAACUCUAUUUUUGAGAGAAGAUUCCGUCCCUAAGCCUCCUGACCUGGAGUUGAAGCGGGUGUCCCUGGGACCCCAGUGGCAGCCUGGACCAGGGCUGGGAAGUCACCAGGCUCACCCUUUGGAUUCCCAGACUCCAUGCAGGACAGCCUAUGCCACCACCUCCCCCAUGACGCCUGAAUCAUCGGGGCCAGGAGGCCAGGCCCAGGUUACAGAAAGCCACGAGUCCCUGGAAAUUGUCUCUCCUUCCUCCCUGCAACAGAGCCAUGCAGAACCUUCUGCCCCACACCAAGCCUGGCAGCCAACAGCUUCCUUUUGUCUUGAAGGCUGGGCGCCAACCCCUCCCGCUUCGAGGAAAACCACCUCGCCGGUGUCUCACAGGAAGGCAGCCCUGGCUGGACGGCUCAGGCCGGGUGACCAGAGAGAGCCUGUGGGUAUCCCCCGGCCUUCUUCAAGAAACGCGGUUCUCAGGACCUGUGAGCUGCCCCCAUCACAGACCCAGCCCAGCCGCCCUCAGGUCAGGCACCCACUGCUGGCCCUGUCCACCAACAACUGCAACAACAGCGCACCUCGGGGGCUGCAGGAGCCCUACGGGGGAGCCGUCCACGAGGGUAGGGUGGAGAGGGGCCUCUGCAGCCGGGAACCGGAGCUGCCCCUGGAGAACAGCAGAGAUGGAGGACCCCAGGGCUUUCCUGGCUCAGCAGAUGUUGCCACCAUCAACUCCACGGGCAUCACCCUCUCCCUGUCCUCAGAGGAGCCAGAGUCCAGCCAGGAACCAGAGGGAAGCCUGCAGAGGACAGGGUCAGGAUCUGGAGGACAUGUGCUGUCAGGAGCAUCAGCAGGGGCUGGCACAGGACCCGGCUCCCCCUCGGCUGCCCCUUUGGACCAGAACAAGAAAAGGAGCAGCAGCAUAGCCUCCACCCUGGGGCUGAAAAAGCUCUUCUCAGCCCUGGGCCAGAGUUCCCGGCCCAAGCUGGGCAAGUCCCGCAGCUACAGUGUGGAGCAGUUGCAGCCCGCCCCGCCUGGCCUGACGUCACACUCUAGGGCCCCAUCGUUACAAUCCCUGCACCCGAAUGUAGCAAGUGAGAGCGGUUUGCGUCGCUGGCGCCUUUCAUUUCCCAGGCUGCAGGCGAGAAGAGGAUGCGGACUGAAUGAAGGUCCCAUUGACUGUCUUCCACCAAAGACUGUCCAAGGCGCGUGGCCAGUGCUCAACAAAUAUUUGCUGGUUGAGUGAAUGGAAGGCAAAGAAACCACCCAGAGACUGAAGCUGGGGGGAACCAGCCGCGGUGACUUGUGCUCCAGAAACUCACUGUUCUCAUGAAGUUAGAUUUAUCCAAAGCAUGUCUGAGCCGUGGCACCCAGAUUUAUUGUCAUCAGGACUUCCAUCUCUGUAAGCCCUCCAAGGCAAACACCACCCCUGUCGGUGUCAUGGAGAGGUUCAUAGGCAAUCUGAGCUGAAUGGACAGAGAUAGGAAGUCGACUGGGCAAGAAAGGGAGGCAGAGCAGGGAGGAUGAGCAGCAGAGAUAAAUUUUCAAGAACUGAAAAAAGACAGAAAUUUUCAAGAAAAUAAAAAAGAAGAUAAAGGAAGAAUCUGUCUCCCCUGCAGUAUUUGUGACAUUCCAAUACUUGCUGUUGGUGUGUGGUGCUGCCAAGAGUGUGUUUGCUGGGAGGUUUAGUUUUUUGGGUUGUUUUUUUUUUAAGAUGGAGUCUCGCUCUGUCACCCAGGCUGGAGUGCAGUGGCGCAAUGUCUGCUCACUGCAACCUCGACCUCCCAGGUUCAAGCAAUUUUCCUGCCUCAGCCUCCUGAGUAGUUGAGAGUACAGGCAUAGGCCACCACACCCGGCUAAUUUUUGUAUUUUUAGUAGAGAUGGGGUUUCACCAUGUUGGCCAGGCUGGUCUCAAACUCCUGACCUCCCAAAGUGCUGGGAUUACAGGCAUGAGCCACUGCACCCGGCCGUAUAUAUACCACAUUUUCUUUAUCCACUCGUUGGUUGAUGGGCACUUAGCUUGGUUCCAUAUCUUUGCAAUUGCAAAUUGUGCUGUUAUAUACAUGUGCACACCAUGUACACAGCAGCAAAAUUUGCAAUUGCAAAGAUAUGGAACCAAACUUUUUCUUAUAAUGACUUCUUUCCUUUGGUAGAUACCCAGUAGUGGGAUUGUAGGAUUGAAUGGUAGUAGAUCCUUUUUUUUUUUUUUUUUGAGACAGGGUCUCAUUCUGUCACUCAGGUUGGAAUGCAAUGGCAUGAUUUCAGCUCACUGCAACCUUCGCCUCCGGGUUCAAGUGAUUCUCCUGCUUCAGCCUCCCGAGUAGCUGGGAUUACAGGCACCCGCCACCAUGCCCGGCUAAUUUUUGUAAUUUUAGUAGAGACAGGGUUUCACCAUGUUGGCCAGGCUGGUCUUGAACUCCUGACCUCAGGUGAUCUGCUCGCCUCAGCCUCCUAAAGUGCUGGGAUUACAGGCGUGAGCCACUGCACCCGGCACACACCAUCUCCUUUUAAUGUGCACUGAAACCUUUUAACUUACCUGUGCUCAGCCCUGCCCCCAUUAUUUUGUGAACUCCUUGAAUGAUUUCUUGUCUUUUUAUCAGCAAUGUUUGAAGGUACAAUAUUCAAUUUAAAUUUUUGAACGAAAGCAAUCAUAAAAUACAUACUAAAGAAUCACAAAAUAAUAUUUUGAAUUUUAACUUUAAAGUGGUAUUUAUUACUGUAUAAUAAACUUACUUUCAUUUCUUCCUUAAUGAGUACAUUAGAUUUCCUUAAUCAAUGAGGUAAUUAGUAUAGCACUAAAGUUGUUAUUUCAGCUAAAAAGCAAAACAAAAACUCCCUUGACUCCUCAGAUGGCCUAUGUAGACCCAACUCCUUGAGUAAGUCAUGGUGGUUCCUGUUGAAUUCUUGGAAGCAAUGAUAAAAGCUUGUGCUGUCACUUUCUUACAGGGCCCUCAGGUUCAUGGUGGGGCCAAGUCCUCUGUCAGCACCUCCCAGGUGGCUUUUCUCACCUGUAAU